GUGAGAGAGAGAGCGGUGCGGGGGCGGGUUUCCCGUGACAUCACGGCGGCUGCUGCUAGUUGCCGGUUACACCGGCUCCCGCUCGGAGUUAGGAUUCAGUUGGGCGCUGAGUGAGGAGGCAGCCGCGCGGCCGACAGAUGUCUGUCUAAAAAGCCUAGAAAAGAAGCUUGCACUACUACCGCCGCAGUGGGAAGCCCACUCCAUCGAGCUCUUAGGCCCUGCAAAUCAUGUUUAAGUGUGAACCCAGGCAAAAAGCCGGCAGCGAAUUUUUUAUCAAGUCUAUUGGGGACGGAGGAGCUCAGGAGAAGCGAAGGACCACGUUUUUCAGAGUGGGCAUUACCUUAGGAAUUUUAUCCGCCCACUUCGGGGGGGCGAGGAUUCUCGAUCAGAAGCCUCAGACAGUGGACAUGGGAAAAGAUUAUUACAAGAUUCUGGGCAUCCCCAAUGGGGCCAACGAGGAUGAGAUCAAGAAGGCCUAUCGCAAGAUGGCCCUGAAAUAUCACCCCGACAAGAACAAGGACGCCAACGCUGAGGACAAGUUCAAGGAGAUCGCAGAGGCCUACGACGUCCUCAGCGACCCCAAGAAGAGAGUGGUGUACGAUCAGUAUGGGGAGGAAGGUCUAAAAACUGGAGGUGGCUCAUCCGGUAACACAGGCAGCUCCUUCCAUUACACGUUCCACGGUGACCCUCAUGCAACCUUCAAUUCUUUCUUUGGAGGCUCGAAUCCCUUUGAUAUCUUCUUCGGCUCAAAUCGCACACGCAUGGGCAACGGCUUUGACCACGAAGACAUGGACAUCGACGAUGACAACGAUGACCCCUUCGGCAGCUUCAACCACUUCGGCUUCAACGGUGUGAACGGUUUCCACCGGCGGCACCAGGACCAAAUACCCAACCGCCGGAAGGUGCAGGACCCUCCAGUGAUUCACGAGCUGAAAGUGUCCUUGGAGGAGAUUUAUCAUGGCUGUACGAAACGGAUGAAGAUCACGCGGCGGAGGCUGAACCCAGAUGGCCGCACUGUGCGUUCGGAGGACAAGAUUCUCAACGUGGUCAUCAAGAAAGGGUGGAAAGAGGGCACCAAGAUCACUUUCCCCAAAGAGGGGGACGCCACAUCAGAAAACAUCCCCGCAGACAUUGUGUUCCUACUGAAGGACAAACCUCACGCACAUUUCAAAAGAGACGGGUCCAACAUUGUGUACACCGCCAAGAUCACACUGAAAGAGGCUCUUUGUGGCUGCACCGUCAACAUUCCCACCAUCGAUGGACGGGUCAUCCCGCUGCCUUGCAGCGACGUCAUCAAGCCCGCAACGGUGAAGCGCCUGCGGGGCGAAGGACUACCGUUUCCGAAAGUCCCCACCCAACGGGGCGAUUUAAUAGUUGAGUUUCAGGUUCGCUUCCCAGACAGAAUACCCCAAAGCACCCGUGAACUGCUCAAACAACACCUGCCCUGCUCCUAGUACUAUAAGUGGAGACAGGGAGGGGGAGACGAGUGACCCCCCGUGCAAUACUCCAGACAUAAUGCCGAUAAACCCUGCAGGAUCCCGGGACAGCCGUCGUCACAACACAUCCUAUGCACAAGAAGAAGAGACGUUUUGUUAAGUUUGUAUUUUGUAAAAGAACUUCAGAGCUUGCGUCACGGACAGCGUGUGCGCAGAUCACGCCGACGCAAUGGUGCCACUACGGGAACGCGCUACCUCCUAUCCCGCCCUUGUGCGAUAAUGCCCUGCUGGCAGUGUAAAUGGUUAAAGGUUUUCUUAGAUAACCCAGUAUUAAUAAAGAGCCAGUCCACCCAGAAUUUACGUUCCAUAGGUUGGCAUUUUUGUAUCGCUCUGGGUCUCCGGGGACAAGAUCUUCUCUUGAUUCCCUGCUCCGCCUCCCUCUGCAUGGCACUCCUGCUCAAUGACAAAGAAUAUCCGCUCAGUAAGACCGCAUGUGACAGGUGGGCGGAGCUAGGAACUCAAGAGUAGCAAAUAUCACCCAUGGUGGAGUCCCCAAGAAGCCAAUAUCCCAAAAACAAUGGAAAUCUCCAAUUUUGGGUGGACUGACCCUUUAAAGUGUAGACUUUUAUCAGCUGGUAUGUGUAUAUAUAUUUCCGCUUUAGAAAGUGAUUUUAUCAGUAUUUUUAAAUAUUAGAGGACAGAGGAAUGACUUUUCGAAAAAACUUUUUUUUAAGCGACUUGAAGGUUUGUAAAUAUAAUUUAAACUGACCUGUGAAUUUUGACAUUUCUACACACUGAGCUGAAAUUAAAUAAAACGAUUUGUGGAUUUUC
Molecule: messenger RNA, 2267 nt
Organism: Rana temporaria (common frog)
Lineage: Eukaryota; Metazoa; Chordata; Amphibia; Anura; Ranidae
Gene: DNAJB5
Product: DnaJ heat shock protein family (Hsp40) member B5
Exons: 5
Coding region: 228-1454 (408 amino acids)
Biological process (GO): negative regulation of transcription by RNA polymerase II
Cellular component (GO): cytosol
Molecular function (GO): protein-folding chaperone binding
Source: RefSeq, a predicted model, not a curated record